AUGACAGAACCAUCUCCUAAGAAGUCAAAAAUGUCGUCGCUGGGUCAGCUCAAGAACUUUACCGUUGUCGUGGCUGAUACGGGAGAUUUUGAAACCAUGAAAAAGUAUAAACCUACUGAUGCUACCACAAACCCAAGUCUUAUACUAGCAGCAGCCAAAAUGCCUCAGUACAAAGAUUUGAUAUCAAAAGCUCUGAAAUUAGCUGUUGCAAAUGGAAAGACAAUUGAAGAACAAACCGAAGAAGCCAUGGAUAAUCUUGUUGUGUUGUUUGGUACUGAAAUUCUAUCUCUAAUUCCAGGACGAGUGUCCACUGAAGUUGAUGCUAGAUUGUCUUUUGACAAAGAAGCAAGUAUUGCUAAAGCUAUCAAAUACAUUGAAAUGUAUGAAAAGGCUGGAAUUGCCAAAGAACGUAUAUUAAUUAAAUUAGCUUCUACGUGGGAAGGUAUUCAAGCAGCUAAAGUUUUGGAACAAGAACAUGGAAUACAUUGUAAUUUAACUUUAUUGUUUUCACUUUAUCAAGCCAUCGCCUGUGCUGAAUCAGAUGUCACUUUAAUAUCUCCUUUCGUUGGACGUAUUUUGGAUUGGCAUGUUGCAAACACUGACAAGAAAAGUUUCGAGCCUUUAAAGGAUCCCGGUGUACAAUCAGUAACUAAUAUUUACAAUUAUUUCAAAAAAUUCAACUAUAAAACCGUUGUGAUGGGUGCAUCAUUCCGUAACAUUGGUGAAAUCAAAGCAUUGGCUGGAUGUGAUUUGUUAACAAUUAGUCCUAAGCUACUUGAGGAAUUAGAAUUGUCUAAUGAGCCACUCACGGAAUAUUUAACAGUGAAGAAUGGUAAAGCAUCGGAUUUGAAAAAAAUUGAAAUCGAUGAAGCCAAGUUUCGUUGGGAAAUGAAUGAAGACAAAAUGGCCAAUGAUAAGUUGUCUGAAGGUAUAAGGAAUUUUGCAGCUGAUUCUCGUAAACUUGAGAAAAUUCUUACAGAGAUGUUGAAUAAAAUCAAUUAA
Messenger RNA from Macrosiphum euphorbiae (potato aphid), 1002 nucleotides. Lineage: Eukaryota; Metazoa; Arthropoda; Insecta; Hemiptera; Aphididae. The record is from the annotation of a GenBank genome assembly.